This is a messenger RNA of Cercopithifilaria johnstoni, 1143 nucleotides long. Lineage: Eukaryota; Metazoa; Nematoda; Chromadorea; Rhabditida; Onchocercidae. The record is from the annotation of a GenBank genome assembly.
AUGCAUGGAAGGCUACUGAACUGUUACUCGUUCAUAUUUCGUAAGCAACAACAGCUGACAGCACUGGUAGUAUUUUCAAGAAUUCUGAGGAAUCAUGGCCAAACAAACGGCCAGAAAAGCGGUUAUUCGGGUCAGAAGUAUUGGCGAUGGUUUGCUCGAGGUGCUGGUGCUCCUUUACUUGGUUUCUCGUUGGCGACAACAUUCAAGGAUUUAGUCGGAGUAUCGCCAUUUGAACUUGAUAAGGAUCCGUUAAAACAUAAAGUCAAAAAAGCAUGGUUAUGCAGGAAGCAGCACAAAUAUGACCAAGCCGUUAUGGUCCUGGAGGAAGCGAUGCAAAUGGCCAGUGAACAAAACAAUGAGUUGAUUGUUAGUCGCAUUAUUGACGAAUUAGCCAAUACUUAUUAUGAAAUGGGGAAACUGAAUGAAGCAGAGCAGGCUUUCCGCAAUCUUUUGCAACGGUUAAUAAACCUACAUAAUAAACAAGAUCAAGACCCUGAAUUUAUCGAUGUGAGUCUCAAACUAUCCGACAUAUUUGCCCAGAACGGCAAAUUAGAUGACGCCGAAAUUGGUUACAAGCAUUGCAUUGCUAGACAAAUGAAAGUAGUGGAGAAGCAUAUGGGGAAGUAUGCAAUAAACUACAGUGGUUCGUGUGAUAUUCCACAAGUUAUCAAUCAGUAUGGAACUGUAUUUACAGACCCUAUUGCCCUUUACGGCCUGUGUCUCGAGCAAUAUGCCCACUUCAUUGUUCGAUACAGGGAAGAGAAAAGGUUGGAUGAUACUACACAACUCAUGGACGAAGCCCUGAAGAUCUCACACCAAAUUUAUGGCAUUAAUUGCUUCCACACGAUUAAUAUGCUCAAUAAUUAUGGUGCUUUGUUGAUUGCCAGGAACAGGUUUGAUCUUGCAAAAAAAUAUUUGGAAAUUGGUAUAGACAGAAUAUUGUAUAUCGACGAAUGCAGCAGUCUACUGCCUGGAUACUAUUGUAACUAUUCAGAAGCGCUUUACCAUUGCGGUCAAAGAGUAGAAGCACUUAAGUACGCAAAACAAGCUGUCAAUUUAUCACGUUCAGAAUCAAAAGAAUUGAAGGAUUAUACAGCGAGAUUUCUCCAAGACAUGGAGAAGGAUUAUAAUCGCCGUCAAUGA